Acanthosepion pharaonis is the source of this 1680-nucleotide messenger RNA. NCBI's taxonomy places the organism in Eukaryota, Metazoa, Mollusca, Cephalopoda, Sepiida, Sepiidae. The record is from the annotation of a GenBank genome assembly.
AUGAAAGCAAACAAGCGGCCAACUUUAAAAGCAUUCUUCUUCUUCUUCUUCUUCUUCUUCUUCUUCUUCCUCCUCCUCCUCCUCCUCCUCCUCCUUCACCUCUUCUUCUUCUUCUUCCUCUUCCUUUCUUCCUCUUCUUCUUCCUCUUUUUCCUCUUCUUUUCUUCCUCUUCUUCUUCCUCUACCUCUUCUUCCACUUCCACUUUCUCUUCUUAUUCUUCCUUCUCUUCUUCCACCUCUUCUUAUUGUUCUUCCACUUCCACUCCUUUUUCUUCCUCUUCUUCUUCUAUUUCUUCUUCCUCCUCCUUUUUUCCUCGUUCUCUUCUUCCUCUUCUUCCACUUCCACUUUCUCUUCUUCUUCUUCCUCUUCCUCUUCUCUCUCUUCUUCUCCUCCUCCUUUUUAUUCUUCUUAUGCCUCUUCUUUUUCCACAUCUUCUUCUUCCUCUUCCUCUUCCUCUUCUUCUCUUCUUCUUCCUCUUCUCCUUCUUCCUCUUUUCCUUCUUCCUCUUCUUCUUCCUCUUCUUUCUCUUCUUCUCUUCUUCUUCCCCUUCUCAUUCUUCCUCUUCUUCCUCUUCUUCUUCUUCCUCUUCUUUCUCUUCUUCUUCCUCUUCUCCUUCUUCCUCUUCUCCUUCUUCCUCUUCUUCUUCUUCCUCUCCCUCUUCUUCUCUUCUUCUUCGUCUUCUCCUUCUUCCCCUUUUCUUUCUUCCUCUUCUUCUUCUUUUCUUCUUCCUCUUCUCCUUCUUCCCCUUUUCCUUCUUCCUCUUCUUCUUCUUCCUCUUUUCCUUCUUUCUCUUCUUCUUCUUUUUUUCUCUUCUUCUUCUUCUUCUUCUACACCUUCUUCUUAUUCUUCUUCUAUUUCAUAUUUCUUUCUAUCACAAUGGCAUUGUUUCUCUUCCUUCACACAAUCUCUCUGCAUAUAUUGUUCACUCUCUCUCUUUUUCUCUCUCUCUCUUUCUCCCUCUCUCUUUCUCUCUCUCUCUCUCUCCUUUUGUCUUUCUGUCUUUCUUUCUCUCUUAUUCUGUCUCUCUCUUUUUCUCUCUCUUUCUCUUUCUCUCUUUCUGUCUCUCUCUAUUUUUCUCUCUCUGUGUCUCUCUCUCUGUCUCUCUCUUUCUGUCUCUCUACCUUUCUCUCCCUGUUUCUGAACACAGGAGAAAUUUCACCUCCCAGGACACCACAAGAACAUUUUUAUUGCUGGUUUAAUUUUUAUCUAUCUAUCUAUCUAUCUAUCUAUCUAUCUAUCUAUCUAUCUAUCUAUCUCAGUAUUGGUCAGCGAAUAGAGACGAAUGAGACAAUCACCCGAUGUUGCGUUGGAUUGAGUAUCGAUCUGCUGAAAAUCCUUAGUGAUCGUGUUGGAUUCGAUUAUGAACUCUUUGAAGUCGAGGACCGGAUUUGGGGGUCACGGCAACCAAAUGGUGAAUGGAAUGGUUUGGUGCGAUCAAUUCUUGACAAGAAAGCAGAUUUUAUAAUGACAUCGAUGAAAAUUACCCCUGAACGGAACGAAGCAGUAGAUUUCACGGUUCCAUUUUUGGAGACUGGUAUCACAAUCAUCGUCGCUAUCCGAGAGGGCGCUGUCUCACCAACAGCUUUCCUAGGUAUAACAGAAGUAAGAAUGGCCAGUUACAGCGAAGAAAAAUAUCAAGUUCUCAUUCUCCACGGGAGAAAAUGUUUUACGGUGGAUUAA